AUGCGUUUCGUCGUGUCGUCCGAUCGUCUUCUUUUCCUUCUCAUCUGUUUUCUACUACAGCAUCUACACAUUUGUCUAAUACUUAUUAAUAAUAACAAUAAUGAUAACAACAACAACAACAACAAUCUUAUCGAUAAUAACAAUCGUUUGUUCUAUGCAAAGGAAUUUUUAACUCGUUUUGGUUAUAUCAAAACGAAUGAUUCGUCUUUAUACAUACCACCAUCGGCUGUACGAGCUUUUCAACGUUUUGUUGGUCUCAAUCGAACAGGUUUAAUUGAUGAAUUAACUUGGCAAAAGAUGCGUGAGCCUCGUUGUGGCAAUAAAGAUCUUCGACGCAUCCAAAGAAGAAAACGUUUUAUACUCCAAGGAAGUCGUUGGCCAGCAAAUGGACCAUUGACAUUUCGCAUUGUCAAAUAUCCUACAACUUUUCCACAACAGUUCGUCGACACGGAAUUAACUAAAGCUCUAACAUUGUGGAGUAGUUCGUCGAAUCUCGAGUUUGAACAUCGAAAAUUGAAAAAAUCAAAUGACUUUCAACCGAACCAUCUCGAUCGAAAAACAGAUAUUCGAAUUUCAUUCGAAAUCGGCGAUCAUGGUGAUACAGAACCAUUCGAUGGACCUGGAAAUGUUCUUGGUCAUGCUUUUUUCCCUCAAUAUGGUGGAGAUGCUCAUUUCGAUAAUGAUGAAUACUGGACAUCGAAAAGUACUGAAGGUGUAAAUCUUUUUCAAGUCGCUGCGCAUGAAUUUGGUCAUUCACUUGGACUAGAGCAUUCCAAUAAGCCAGAAGCAAUCAUGGCACCGUUUUUUAAAGGUUAUACACCAAACUUCACAUUACAAGAAGAUGAUAUUCGGGCCAUUCAAGCCUUAUAUGGAGGAAAACCAUCGAAAUCAUUUUCAUCACCUUUAUCUAACAAUAUUGAAACCUAUCAAGCUGUCGCCAAGCAAAUGGCUCCAUCGGUGAAAUCAUCAAAUAGAAUUUCACCGCUAUGUCUCGAUCCAAAAUUUGAUGCCAUUAUUGUCAUCGAUGAUGAUACCUACAUCUUCAAAGAUACUUUAGUCUAUCGUCGUUCGAAACUUGCGAUGGAUUACGACUAUCCCAAAGCAAUUCGCGAUGUGUUCGGUCGUUGGGAGGGUGGCAUAUGGCAAACAUUGCCAGAUCAUAUCGACACGGCAUUAGUUUGGCCGAAUCAAAACAUCUUCUUCUUUAAAGGCAAACAUUAUUGGAAAACAGUUCGUUUUCAACUACAAGCGGGAUAUCCACGUUUGAUCAGUGAUGGUUUUCGCGGUCUUGACGAACAACAUUUCUUCACUGGUCGUCUCGAUGCUGCAUUUGUUUACAGCAGAGACAAUCAGACUUAUUUUGUCAAAGAUGCAAUGGUAUGGCGUUUGAACAUGAAUGUAGAAUUCGCCGGUACGAUUGAUAUUGACUAUCCUCAAUUCGUGGCGCGUUGGUUACACAUUGGCGAAAAAAUCACCAGUGCAUUGCAAUGGAUCAACGGCCGAACUUAUUUCUUUUCGUAUGAAAACUAUUAUCGAUAUGAUCACAUCAAUCAUCAUGUCGAAGAUUCCUAUCCAACAUAUCCGCGUUCGAUCUCCGAAUGGUGGCUUCAAUGUGAACAAGAACAAGUACCGACAACAUCACCCGAUUAUUCGCAUAUUUCACGAUGGAAGCGUGCAGCACUUAUCUUCGAAUCAAAUUUAACGAACAUCGAUACCAUCAAGUCAAAUAAUGGACGACAACGAAGCAAAGACAAUUUCUUUCUGCUUAACAUUCUAAUAUUCAUGAUUAUCAUCACAUAUUACCUGUGA
Messenger RNA from Adineta ricciae, 1809 nucleotides. The record is from the annotation of a GenBank genome assembly. Lineage: Eukaryota; Metazoa; Rotifera; Eurotatoria; Adinetida; Adinetidae.